Cryptotermes secundus is the source of this 933-nucleotide messenger RNA. RefSeq names its product RNA polymerase II subunit A C-terminal domain phosphatase SSU72 (gene Ssu72). The record is from RefSeq and is a predicted model, not a curated record. Gene Ontology annotation, cellular component: mRNA cleavage and polyadenylation specificity factor complex; nucleus. The transcript is spliced from 5 exons. NCBI's taxonomy places the organism in Eukaryota, Metazoa, Arthropoda, Insecta, Blattodea, Kalotermitidae. Gene Ontology annotation, biological process: termination of RNA polymerase II transcription. Bases 240 to 827 code for a protein of 195 amino acids. Gene Ontology annotation, molecular function: RNA polymerase II CTD heptapeptide repeat phosphatase activity.
GGGGAGCUGGGGGCAAUGCGUGAAGUAAAUUUUUGUACUUCGAUGCUACCUUGAAUUGUAAUUAAUUAAUAUUUACUGAAUUUAUUGUAUUCACAGGGAACUAAAGGACAGUAAAAAAGAAUUAAUUUAAUGAUAAUAACGAUACAAAUAAGAAACAAACUAAAGUAGGAACGUAGAUGUGUUAAUAUUAGGUUAAGUUAACUGACAACCGUUCAUACGCAAUUUCGCGCUGAUGCAAAAUGCCAGCAACUAGCAGUUUGAAAGUUGCUGUCAUAUGUUCAAGUAAUAUGAAUAGAAGUAUGGAAGCCCAUGCUUUUUUAAGUAAAAAGGGCUUUCAUGUCGAGUCGUAUGGUACAGGAGACAAAGUGAAGCUACCAGGGCCAGCCCCAGAUAAACCAAAUUGCUAUGAGUUUGGAAUCACGUAUGAUGAAAUAUAUCAAGAUCUACUUGUAAAAGACAAGACUUUUUACACACAGAAUGGAUUGCUGCAUAUGUUAGACAGAAAUAAACGUAUCAAACCUAGACCAGAACGUUUCCAGACUUCCAAUGAUAAGUUUGAUAUUCUCGUCACUUGUGAGGAACGAGUGUAUGAUCAAGUUAUUGAAGCUUUAGAAGGCCGGACCCCUACCGAUAAUUCUUCAGUCCACGUAAUCAAUAUUGAUAUCCAAGAUAACCACGAGGAAGCCACAUUAGGGGCAUUUCUCAUCUGUGAACUCAUGACAGUGCUGUCACAAAGUGACGACUUGGACAAUGAUAUUGAUGAGCUGCUUCAUGAUUUUGAACUGAAAUGUCAGCGUCCUAUCCUGCACUGUGUGCUAUUCUACUAAGAGGCACUGUAAUAUCUGAAAGUUUAACACACAAAAGGGUAUAUAUACUAUAUAUAUAAGGGAACACUGUAUGAUAUUAUAUGAUCAAUAAACUACUUGAAAGUUA